AUGAAUACACCAUAUAGUCUUGAAUAUUGUCAUACAAAUUUAUUUGCCUUGCAAAGUUUAAAUGAUAUGAAAUGGAAAUGUUUUCGUCGAGCAGUAGAUAAUCAAUCCGGUCGUCUAGACAAUUAUAAAGAUCCAGUUUUAAUUGAAUAUUGGAAUGCUUUACAAAAAGAUACUUUAUGUGCAUGGAGACGAGUACUGACAGAUGAUGGACAAAAAACAGAAAGAGAACUUUGGUUAUUUGGUAUUAACGAAGAUCUUCCUACGAAAUUAGAUAAUUUAAAACCGAUUACUCAUGCACAUGGAGUAUGGAACGACGAUCCAAUGUCGUAUGAUUGUAGAUCAAUGUUAUUUAAAGCAUUGCAUAAUAUGAUUGAAAAAUAUUUAUUAUCAAAAGGUUUUGCUCGAUUGAAUAAAUGGUUUGUUUUACCAGUUAAUGAUCAUUCCGAUGUGAAAGUGCCAAAUUAUUCUUUUAAUUUUAAUUUUUUUCUUCAUGGUGAUAAUAAAGUAUGUGCAAGUGUUGAUGUUCAACGUCAUAAACAUAUAUUUAAUUUAACCAGUAAAGACCUUGAACGAACUUCACCAUCAAACGUUAUUUUGGCACCGUAUGGUAUCAAUGGAACGCUUAUUGGUCAUGUUAGUAGAGAAAUAGAUAUGAAUGCUUUGAGAGAAAAUUGGGAAAAAAAUUAUCCGGUUCGUCAUUUGGAUGGUCUGCCUCUUUUUGUUGAAGUUACAACAGGUAAUGCGCGAAUGUUCUAUCCAACUUGUUAUGUAUAUAAAAUUGGUGCAAGUGAUGAAUCAACUCCAACUAAUGAAAAUACAACAUCGAUUAAUAAAAAAUCGGAUGUAUCAACAAAAAAAACAAAAUCCCGAAUAGCGACAACAGCAACAACUGCUACUUCAACAACAAUAACUAAUACAUCUUUAGAUUCUAUAUCAAAUACAAAUAAAAUUGAAAGUUCGUUGUUAAAAAAAUUUGCAAAUAAUUUAUUAAUCAGUGCUCAACGAAAUAAUUCAAUUGAUCAUGAAAAAACGCAAGUUAAUAUAUGUUCAGCAAUUAAUGAUCCAACAAAUUAUCGACCAUGUCGGUGUACUCAAUGUUUACCAAUUAAUACUCGUUCAUCUCCAUUCAUUCCAUUUCAUCGCCGUCCUCGUACAAGUCCACCUAUUAGUUCUGACCUAAAUAAUCGAAAUAAAAAUGAAUCAACUAAACUUCAAAAUACUACAGAAUCUAAUGAAAAUUCUGAUAUUAUUAUUGAAUCAACAUCAUCUCCAGUAGUAACAAUCAAUACACAAUCAACAACUAAUGAAAAACCAAUUGAUUGGAUUGCAACUACACCGAAUAGUAUUGGUAUUUCAGGUCCACCCUCUGUUCUUGCACCAAUUACAAAUCUAAGUUCAACAUCAGCAAGUUCUCCUGCACCUAAUUUAACAUCAUUACGCGGUAUUAAACGUUCAGCUACAGAAGCAUUUGAUGAUACAACUAUCGAUGAUGAUGAUCGAGAACAACAUAAACAAACAUAUGAUUUUUAUCGAACUGAUUCAUUUUUACAAUUACCAUUAAAACGUUUUCGAAAUGAUGGACAAUCAACUUUAAAUACUCUUGAAUCGGUAACAGUAAUAACAUCAACUCCUGAACAUGUUUAUCAACAUGGUCAACCUACGCCUCCUAGUCCAAGUCAAUUAAUAUUUCGUGCUACAAAUGAUUACGAUGAAAAUGAAGAAUCAACAUCACGAAUAAAUUAUUCAUCUACAACAUCGAAUAGAAUUUCUAUAAAUCCAUCAUCAUUUUAUACAACAGAUGGACCAUCAAUGGCUGAUCUUGAUACUAUACUCGAUUCACAAGAUACAACAGAUAAUAAAAAUACAAAUUCAAAUACUACUUCUGAUAAUAAUAAUAAUGUUAAAUCACCUAGUCGAAAAGAAAAUAUACUUCCGCCACCAGUACCACCUGUUCCAACUAUAUUGAUAAAUAAUGGAAGUAUAUUUCCAUUUAAUAAAUCAUUUAAUGGAGUUCUUCACGAAAUGGAAUUAAUCUAUAAUACACCACCAGGUUCAUCAUCAUCUGAAAAACUUCAAACAUUACAUUCACCAUAUGGAAUUAUGGCUGAUACUGCUAGUCAUGUAGCCAAUACAUUUGAUACACUUAAUCAAUUUGGUCAAGAAUCAAUACUUGUACCAUUUGAAUCAAAUACUAUAGCUGAACAAUCAGUUUAUUAUCCAUUGAAUAAAGUUAGUCUAGAAAAAUCUAUAGAACGUUAUGAACCUUCAAAAUCUUUAUCGAUAAAAACAUCAAUACGUAAUAAAGAAUUUCGACAUUGGAAACAAACAAUUCUUCUUAAUGAUAUUUCUUCAAGUCCAUUUAAUAAUCAACAAAUGCAUCGACAACAAACAACACCACGUUCAAUGUCAACACCAACACAUUAUUCACCAAUGCGUUCAAAUGAUUUACAAUCAUCACCAUAUCCUCCAAAUCGUUCUAUUGGUAGUGUUCAAACAAUAAAUAGUCCAACAGGAAAUCUUUCAUUAUCAACAGCAAUACCGGAAAUUGAUUCUUUAAUAUUUAAUGUUUUACUUAAUGAUAGUAUUUUAAAUUUUUAUCGUGAUAUUAAUUUUGAUUCAUGUGUUUUAUGUGCAUGUAAAUCAAAUGAUUUAUCUAUACAUGGUAUUGAUUCAAUGAUAUAUUUAGAAAAAUCUCGUGAACAAAAUAAAGCAAUACAUUCACAAAGUUAUUCUCAUCAACCAUCACCAUAUCAACCUCAUUCAACAUUAUAUCCUCAACAACAACAAACAAAUUCAUCUAUGAAUAAUUCAUGUUCAUGUGGUUUUUCUGCUGUUAUUAAUUUACGUUUAAGUUAUUUAUCGGGUUUAUUCUAUGAAGAUGAAAGCGAAAUAACAGGAAUUAAAGCUGAUGUUAAAUAUCGUUUAACAAAUGAUCAUUUAUCAGUUAAUUUAUUAGAAUUAAUUGAACGAAAAGAAUGUUUAUCAUCUCCAUUUGAUUGUUUUAAUAAUCAAAAUAUUAUACAAAAAACUAAUACUCAAGAUAUUCUACAAUUAUUAAAACAACCAUUUUAUCAACGUAAGUUAGAAUAUUUAAGAGGGUCUGAGUGUAGGUGCGUCUGUCUUGUAUGA
Molecule: messenger RNA, 3129 nt
Organism: Adineta steineri
Lineage: Eukaryota; Metazoa; Rotifera; Eurotatoria; Adinetida; Adinetidae
Source: the annotation of a GenBank genome assembly